AUCACUACUAACACAAACACCUCUUGUUUCUUUCCAUCUUUUCCUCUAAUUCUAAGAAUAUUAUUAGUGAGGAUCUAAUAACAUAAGCAUUGGAGGUGUCAAGUUUUUUCUUUCUACCCAUGACUGCUAUGGCCAGUAGCCCCAAAAGGGGUCAUAACUGGCCACCAAUGGCAAUGGCAUUGGCCAUUGUUUUGAUUUCCACUACUGUAGUUUCUGCUGCUGCAGAUAGUUAUAUUUACUCUUCACCUCCACCACCUUACGAGUACAAGUCACCUCCACCACCCUCACCUUCACCACCACCACCAUAUGUGUACAAGUCACCCCCUCCUCCACCAUAUGAGCACAAGGCUCCAUCUUAUGUCUACAAAUCACCACCACCUCCUUAUGUUUACAAGUCACCCCCUCCACCAUCCCCAUCACCACCUCCUCCAUACAUUUACAAGUCUCCACCACCACCACCAUAUGAGCACAAGGCUCCAUCAUAUGUGUACAAGUCACCAUCUCCUCCAUCUCCAUCGCCACCACCUCCUUAUGUAUACAAGUCACCGCCUCCUCCAUCUCCAUCGCCACCACCUCCUUAUGUAUACAAGUCACCGCCUCCUCCAUCUCCAUCACCCCCACCACCAUACUAUUACAAGAGUCCUCCACCACCCUCUCCCUCACCUCCACCUCCUUACUACUACAAAUCUCCUCCACCACCCUCUCCCUCACCUCCACCUCCUUACUACUACAAAUCUCCUCCACCACCAUCACCUUCACCUCCUCCACCAUACUAUUACAAGUCUCCACCACCACCACCUUCCUCACCACCACCUCCAUAUUACUACAAAUCUCCCCCACCACCCUCACCCUCCCCUCCCCCACCAUACUACUACAAGUCUCCUCCACCACCAUAUAUACACAAGGAUCCACCAUACUACUACAAGUCCCCACCACCACCUUCACCAUCUCCUCCUCCACCCUACUACUACAAAUCUCCCCCACCUCCUUCACCAUCUCCACCACCACCAUACUACUACAAAUCUCCUCCUCCUCCAUCUCCUAUUCCCCAUACCCCUUACUACUACAAAUCUCCUCCCCCUCCAUCUCCUAUUUCCCAUACUCCAUACUACUACAAGUCCCCACCACCACCCAAGGUCCUUCCACCACCAUACUAUUAUAACUCUCCCCCUCCACCUGUUGCAUAUCCUCACCCAAAUCCCUACCACCACUCAUUAAUUGUGAAGGUAGUCGGUAAAGUCUACAGCUUCAGGUGCUAUGACUGGGAGUAUCCAGAAAAAUCUCAUGACAAGAAACAUCUAAAAGGUGCUGUUGUUGAGGUGACAUGCAAAGCUGGGAGCAAAAUCAUUAAGGCUUAUGGUAAAACUAAGAUCAAUGGAAAGUACAGCAUCACAGUUGAGGACUUUGACUAUGUCAAAUAUGGUGCCACAGUGUGCAAAGCCGCCCUUUAUGCUCCACCUAAAAGCUCCCCCUUUAACAUACCUACUAAGCUAAACGAAGGAACUAAAUUGUACUUGUAUUCCAAAGACAAGUAUGAGGUUGUGCUUAAGGCUAAGCCAUUUGCUUAUGCUUCAAAGAAACAUUUUAAAGAAUGUGAGAAGCCCAAGCCUUCACCAACUCCAUACUACUACAAAUCACCUCCACCUCCCACACCAGUUUAUAAGUACAAAUCACCACCUCCACCGGUCCAUUAUUAUUCACCUCCAUAUUACUACAAGUCACCUCCUCCUCCUGUGAAAUCACCAUCAACUCCUUACUACUAUAAAUCACCUCCACCUCCCUCACCGGUUUACAAGUACAAUUCACCACCUCCACCGGUUUACAAGUACAAGUCGCCUCCUCCCCCAGUCCAUUACCCCUCACCGGUUUACAAGUACAACUCACCACCACCACCGGUUUACAAGUACAAGUCCUCUCCUCCCCCAGUUCAUCACCCCUCACCAAUUUACAAGUACAACUCACCACCUCCACCAGUUUACAAGUACAAGUCGCCUCCUCCCCCAGUCCAUUACCCCUCACCGGUUUACAAGUCCAACUCACCACCUCCACCAGUUUACAAGUACAAGUCGCCUCCUCCCCCAGUCCAUUACCCCUCACCGGUUUACAAGUACAACUCACCACCUCCACCAGUUUACAAGUACAACUCACCUCCACCUCCCUCACCAGUUUACAAAUACAACUCACCGCCUCCACCGGUCCAUCAUGACUCAACCCCAUAUUACUAUAAGUCACCUCCACCUCCUUCACCGGUUUACAAAUACAACUCACCACCUCCACCGGUUCAUCAUGAUUCUCCCCCAUAUUACUACAAGUCACCCCCACCUCCCUCACCGGUUUACAAAUACAACUCACCACCUCCACCGGUUUAUCGUGAUUCUCCCCCAUAUUACUACAAGUCACCUCCACCUCCCUCACCGGUUUACAAGUACAACUCACCACCUCCACCGGUUCAUCGUGAUUCUCCCCCAUAUUACUACAAGUCACCUCCACCCCCCUCACCGGUUUACAAGUACAACUCACCACCUCCACUAGUCCAUUAUUAUUCUCCUCCAUACUACUACAAGUCACCUCCUCCUCCAGUCAAAUCGCCACCACCUCCAUAUUAUUACAAGUCCCCACCUCCACCUUCACCCUCUCCUCCUCCUCCAUACUAUUAUAAAUCUCCUCCACCACCUUCACCAUCCCCUCCACCACCUUAUUAUUACAAAUCUCCUCCUCCACCCAAAGCAAUAUCACACCCUCCAUACUACUACAAGUCACCACCCCCACCAUCACCAUCACCUCCUCCACCAUACUAUUAUAAGUCCCCACCACCACCAUCACCAUCUCCGCCACCACCUUACUAUUAUAAAUCACCUCCUCCACCUAAAGAGAUUUCAAACCCACCAUACUACUAUAAGUCACCACCUCCACCGUCACCAUCCCCUCCACCACCUUACUAUUACAAAUCUCCACCACCACCAUCACCAUCACCACCACCUCCCUACUAUUACAAAUCUCCACCACCUCCAUCACCAUCUCCACCCCCUCCCUAUUAUUACAAAUCACCUCCACCACCCUCACCAUCACCGCCACCUCCUUACUAUUACAAAUCUCCCCCACCUCCAUCUCCAUCUCCACCACCUCCUUAUCACUAUCAAAGUCCUCCUCCGCCAUCUCCCGUUUCUCAUCCUCCUUACUACUACAAAUCCCCUCCACCACCAUCGCCAUCUCCUCCACCUCCUUACCACUAUGUAAGUCCUCCCCCACCAGUAAAGUCACCUCCACCACCUGCUUAUAUCUAUGCUUCUCCACCACCGCCGAUCUACAAUUAGUCUUGGAACACCAAAGCACUAAACGCGAUAAAUCAUGUUCUAGUUUUCAUGAAGAGAUAAAAGCAAGCUCCAUUUGGAGCAAAGUGAAACAUCUAUCUUCCAGUCCAAAUUCUUCAAAUAAAAGUCCGAAUAUACCACCUUUGAGCUACGGUAUUCGUGAUCUAGAUGAGAUUGAGUUUAUUUAUUUGCUGGUCAUCUUGCACUUCCUAAUCUUACUGUGUUCAAGUGUCGAGAAAUCAAAAAGUGGAAGCAAGAAUAAUUUAUUUGUGAUCUAUUUGAUUUAUAUGUGCAUAUAUUAUUAUUCCGUGUUUGAUAAAUUUUAUUUUUAUUAAGUAUUUUAUGUAUUGUACCUUGCUGCUGUGUUUGGAAAAUAAGUAUUAUUAAUGAAGAGUUACAUUCAAUUUCUUUCCACCUAAUUAGUUCUUGUUUCUUUCAUACAACUAUCAAGUGGUUAGCAACGCAAAGCACACCCCCAUAUCACCAUAAUAUGCAUCCUUAUUCAUUGCAUAUGAGAUAGAAAAAUGAGCUAAUUAUUUCUAACU
This is a messenger RNA of Lathyrus oleraceus (garden pea), 3856 nucleotides long. Its product is annotated as extensin-2. Gene Ontology annotation, biological process: plant-type cell wall organization. NCBI's taxonomy places the organism in Eukaryota, Viridiplantae, Streptophyta, Magnoliopsida, Fabales, Fabaceae. The record is from RefSeq and is a predicted model, not a curated record. Gene Ontology annotation, molecular function: structural constituent of cell wall. The coding region runs from base 120 to 3314 and encodes 1064 amino acids. The transcript has 3 exons.